CUUCGGCUCAUCGGUCUCACGGCCACGGUGCACUGACUUAGCUACCAAGCUCAACGCGAUCAACGUGCCUGCACAAGAACACGCGCGGCGGCGCCGACGAUCCCAUCGCGGCCACCGGCGAUAAUGGCGGCGAGCAGGCAAGCACCAGCGGCGGCCGACAACGUGGAUCCCGUCUACGAGUGGCUCGACGACGGCGACAGCUACCUCCUCCGCCUAAACCUCCCAGAGUUCAAGAAGGAGGAUUUCCGGGUGCACGUGGACGGCGAGGGCCGGCUCACCGUCAUCGGCCACCGCAAGCCCACGCCCGGCGCCGGCGGCGAGGGCAGUAAGGCGGUGCGGCUCCACAAGGCGUUCCAGCUGCCCAGCACGGCCAACCUCGACGCCGUCUCCGGCCGCUUCGACGGCACAUUGCUCACGCUCAAAGUGCCCAAGCUGCAGCAGGAGCAGCAACAGCCCGCCGCCGCGGGGCCGUUGCCUCCUCCAUCGACGCAGGCCAAGGAGGAGGCCGACGGCGGUAAGCCAGCUGGCCACGAGGACAAGGCGGCGUCGUCCCAGGCUGGCCGUGACGCGGAGACGGAGAAGGCGAGGGUCGAGGCGGGGAAGGCGGCGAGCUUGACGGCGAGAGGCAAGGAGGAAGACGAGAAGGCCAAGCCCGUGGCGGCGGCGCCGCCGCAUGCGACCGAGAAGGCGAGGCCGGGAGGUCAUCGAGACGACCAGGACGAGAAGGCGAGGGCCGAGCAAAGGGAGAAGGUCGCCCGCGAGGCCGCGCGCAGGAUCGAGGCGGCGCGGGCGAGGGUGGCGGAGGCCAAGGCCAAGGCGGAGCGGGAGAGACAGUGCGAGCACUGGAAGGAGCGCGCGGUGGAGGAGGGGCUCAAGCUGGCCGACGCGGUCAGCAAGAAGAAGGAGGUGAUCGCCACGGCCGUCGCCGCCUUCACGCUCGGCGUCUUCGUCUCCCACAAGCUCUUCUCCAGGAGCUAAUCGAUCAAACCAUCCACGAACAUAGUGAUGGAUGAUCAAACGACAGAGAGAUCGAGCACGUCGGGUAAAAUCAUUUGCGGGGCUUCAAGCCUUCUUCAUUCUUCGUGUGCGUUGCACAAGAUCGAUCACGCCACGGGUGAGAUGAGAUGUGUACGUAGCAUCGCUGUACUUGUAGAUAUACAAGUGUAAUUGUGACAAGGAGACAUCUACAUGUACUGCUGAAUGUUGAUCUUCCAUCAACUAGUGAACGAGUUUACACUGAAAAUCUUUACCAACGUGCA
Messenger RNA from Setaria italica (foxtail millet), 1259 nucleotides. RefSeq lists its product as uncharacterized. Bases 124 to 978 code for a protein of 284 amino acids. Lineage: Eukaryota; Viridiplantae; Streptophyta; Magnoliopsida; Poales; Poaceae. The record is from RefSeq and is a predicted model, not a curated record. The transcript has 2 exons.